UGUGUGCACUGAUGAUGGCUUGUGUGUGUUUUAUGAUUGGUCCUACUUGAGGAAAAUCAAUUUGAAUGGAGAAUGGUUUGGAUAGGGGAGAGAUUUUUAAAUAGUCAAGCUUAUAAGAAGACUUUGCACUAGUCUACACAUGCAGUGAUGAGAAUCUGCAGCAGGGAGGUGAACAUAUCUGAGGAGAGAAAGGUGAAAUCCACUGGUUUGGGCCACAGAAUAUGGGGUGGGGGAGAUGGUGGAGGCUUCAGAGUGAUGCUGAGGUUGUGAGCCUGAGGGAUUAGGAGUAUGGUGUUGCCUUCAACGUUAACAGGAAAAUUAACAAGGAACAGUUUAGGGAGAAAGAUAUCAAGUUCAAUUUGGGACGCAAGUUUUAGGUGCCCGCUGGACAUCCAAUUGGAAGAUAUUUCAAAGACAAUUGGAGACUUGAGAUUGGAAGUCAGCCGGAGAGUUAGGGCAGGAGAAGUACAUUUGAAAAACAUCAUCAUAAAGACAGUAAUUCCAUCUAUGGGAUCUGAUGAGGUCACCAAGUGAGGUAGUAUAAAGGGAGAAGAGAGUUUCUAGGAUAGAGCCAUGUAUGAGAAGGAGAGUCUGGAAGUGGCAGUGGGGAGCAAGAUGUGUUCCAGGCUCGCUAUGACCCCCUGUCUGGGAAGGGAUGGGGGAGUGAAGCAGGCCAGAAAGGGGAGCCAAGAAAGCUUUGUCACCAGAAGGAGCCAGAUAUCAAGGCGUUGAGCUCGGGGUCUCUCUCUUGGAGAAGUUGGGUUCGACUAACUGUGUGGCUUGUGGCAGCUUUUUGGCGUCUUGGCAUGGGUCAGGGGUUUCCAUCAUGUUUGGCAAGAAAAAGAAAAGGCUUGAAAUCUCCGGACCGUCUAACUUUGAGCACAGGGUUCACACCGGGUUUGAUCCCCGAGAGCAGAAAUUCACAGGCCUUCCGCAGCAGUGGCACAGCUUGCUGGCAGACACGGCCAAUCGCCCCAAGCCCAUGGUGGACCCUUCGUGCAUCACGCCCAUCCAGCUCGCGCCCAUGAAGACAAUUGUUAGAGGAAACAAACCCUGCAAGGAAACUUCCAUCAAUGGUUUGCUAGAAGAAUUUGACAAUAUCUCUGUGACUCGUUCCAAUUCUCUAAGGAAAGAAAGCCCUCCCACUCCUCACCAGGGUACUUCCAACCAUGUCCAGGGACAUUCAGAAGAAAAUGGUUUUGUCACAUUCUCUCAGUACUCCAGUGAAUCUGAUACUACCACCGACUACAUAACAGAAAAGUAUAGAGAAAAGGGUCUAUAUGGAGAUGAGUUGGAUCGAUAUUAUAAAGGAAGCCACGCAACCAAGCAAAAUGGACAUGCAGUGAAAAUGAAAUCGGGUGAUGCCUACUAUUCUGACAUUCAGUCUUUGAGAUCAGAUAUGUCUAGAUUUUCUGCAGAUUAUCACACCCACACGGAUAUGCUAAGCAAACCAAGUGAAUAUGGCGGCUUCAAGUGGGACUAUCAAAGAAUUUCAACUGCAUCCCCUCUAGAUUACCGAGAUCCCUUUCAAUUAACUCCCUCUAGGACUGCAGGGACAAGUGAGUGCUCCAAAGAAAGCCUGGUGUACAGUGAAAGUGAAUGGCGGCCCAGCAUGGAAGACUAUGAUAAAAGACCAAAGUCUUCAUAUAUAAAUCAGACGAGCCCUCAGCCAGCCAUGAGGCAGAGGUCAAGAUCAGGUUCUGGACUUCAGGAACCGGCCAUGCCAUAUGGAGCAAGUACAUUUAAGUCACACCCACAAGGACACUCAUACAGCUCUUACACCUACCCUCGCCUCUCAGAAACCACCACGUGCAUUCCAAAGGUGGAUUACGAUCGAGCACAGAUGGCUGUUAGUCCAACUCUGUCUGGAUCUGACACUUACCCUCGGGGCCCAGUCAAACUACCUCAAAGUCAGAACAAAGUUAACUAUUCCUCAAGUGGCUACCAGUACCCUUCUGGGUAUCACAAAGCUGCUCACUACCACCAGCCCGGUCUCCAGACCAGCUCUCCAUACAUCUCCACAGCUUCCUAUCCAAGCUCCCCAAGCGUCUCUUCAAGUGCUUACCCCCCACCUAGCUGGGGGUCAUCCUCAGACCAGCAGCCUUCCAGGGUGUCCCAUGAACAGUUCAGGGCUGCUCUGCAGCUUGUGGUUAGCCCUGGUGACCCUCGCGAAUACUUGGAUAAUUUUAUUAAAAUAGGAGAAGGGUCGACUGGAAUAGUUUGCAUUGCCACUGAGAAACACACAGGGAAACAAGUCGCCGUGAAGAAAAUGGACCUCCGGAAACAACAGCGGCGGGAGCUGCUUUUUAAUGAGGUCGUGAUAAUGAGGGAUUACCAUCAUGACAAUGUGGUCGACAUGUACAAUAGUUAUCUUGUUGGUGAUGAGCUUUGGGUUGUAAUGGAGUUCCUAGAAGGUGGAGCUUUGACUGAUAUAGUGACUCACACGAGAAUGAAUGAAGAACAAAUAGCUACAGUCUGUUUAUCAGUCCUGAAGGCCCUUUCUUACCUUCACAAUCAAGGAGUUAUUCACCGAGACAUAAAGAGUGACUCCAUUCUUCUGACGAGUGAUGGCCGGAUAAAGUUAUCUGAUUUUGGUUUCUGUGCCCAAGUUUCCAAAGAGGUCCCAAAAAGAAAAUCACUGGUUGGUACUCCCUACUGGAUGGCACCAGAAGUCAUAUCUAGACUACCUUAUGGAACAGAGGUGGAUAUCUGGUCCCUUGGCAUUAUGGUCAUAGAAAUGAUAGAUGGAGAGCCUCCUUACUUCAAUGAACCUCCACUCCAAGCAAUGCGUAGGAUCCGUGAUAACUUACCUCCAAGAGUGAAGGACUUACACAAGGUUUCCUCAGUGCUCCGGGGGUUCCUAGACUUGAUGUUGGUGAGGGAACCCUCCCAGAGGGGAACAGCACAAGAACUCCUCAGACAUCCGUUCUUGAAACUUGCAGGCCCACCUUCUUGCAUCGUGCCCCUCAUGAGACAAUAUAGGCAUCGCUGAUUGGCGGAGGCCACUGGGUAGAGAUCUUAAGGAGGAUUUCUCACAAGUGAUUUGGGAGAUAGCAAACAACCUGUCCUUUCCAAAUCAGUGCUGAAGAGAUGAUUCUGGGCAUCCAACCCAAGGAGAUAUAUUCCCUAGUGUUCAGAAGCUCAAUAGCAGCCUUCCUUUAUCACCUCUACUAAAACAGGCAUCCAUCUACUGACAUCUGGUGUGGUCCUUUGGAGCACAGUGUUUGUAUUCAUCAUUAUUUUUUGAGCCCUUCAGCCAGCAAAUCUGAAAGACUCUUUACAGGCAUUUUUUUGAAAAGGUAAUAAGGCAUAGCACAUGUAAAAUAACCCACAGUAGUUUGAUCCAAGAGGAAAAAAAAAACUACUCUCCAUUUCUAUUUUGGAACAAUACUUUUCUGGCAAGAGAAAAAAAAAGCACCUUUUUUCUGAAUUGUAGCAGUGUAAUGUAUUUUGCAAUGAAUUUGUAAUUUUCUGUACUAUACUUUUGAUAAUUUAUAGUACUUUGAUGUCAAGUAGCCAUUGUAUUAGUUGAAGUAAUAUGUGUAACUUAGCAGGAGUUUGAAAGAAGUCUUUACUACGUUUUUUAUCCCUCUCUUUAGAAUCCUGGAAGAAUACCGAUCAUCGUCAGCUUUAGUAGACUAUCCUUAAUUUAAUAAGUGUUUUAUGUGGUAGAGAAAGGUGGGUGGGGGUGGAGAUAAUAGCACACUUUUUAUGUUUUCCCACUGGAAAAUUUAAAAAAAAAUGAGACUUCUUAUCCCAGUAAAAACUACUUCUUGGGAGCCAGCUCUGCAUUUGGGGACAUCUUCCAGGGGUUCAUUCUUCCAGGCUACUAGGAGGGAAUCACUUAGUUCACUGGCGCAGGAAUUUACUUAGUGGUCCCACAGUACUCUGAAAAACUGAGCAUGGCUUUUCCAAGUGACCAGCUUAGCUCUUCAGGAGGGUUUUCUGUACUGGGGAAAAUCAGACUCAUUUCCAAAAUCUACGAAUAACCUUAAUGAGAUUAUUUCAAAUUCAGAAAAGAAAAAGAGAAAUAAUUAAGGUAGAAGUUCUAUGAUUCUAUUUUUUGUUCCUCAUUUGAAAACUUUUGCUUUCACACUAACUUUAUUUGUUACAGGAGAGAUCUAAGGAUUGAUCAGUGUCUGCUAGCAAUAUGGCGAAUCCCUCAUUUCAGUCUGUUUCAAUCUUGUACCACAGUAUUAAGCUCUAUUGUUUACAUAGAUGGAAGUCUUAAUUGAGUCUUUACAUGAUGGAAGUCUGAAUUGACUAAGCGUCAAUUUACCACGGGGGUAUUUUCCCAGUUAUAAUCUGACUUUUCCUGUUAUCAUGUUAUAAUGUGUUUCUGACAUAGAAGAGUUGUGCUGCUGUCUAGACCUUCUUGAAUGUUGAUAAUUGAAUGACUACUACAAUAAAUUUUGUGUUGCUUGUUGGAUUACCUUGCAUGUUAACUGUAGGCCUAUGUAGGUAUGCCUUUAAAAUUUUGGAAGUGCUACAUCAUCGUUAUCAGUUCCUCUUAAUUGUACAUCAGACAGAAGCCAUUCCUAACCAAACAGAACAACCAGAAGCUUUCUUAAUUCCUUCAAGUACUGUUGCAAAUAUAAAUUUAGAUUUGGAAAAUAAUCUCUGGUUGCUCUAGGUAUCAUUAAGGAUUUUUUAUAAUUAAUAGGUUUCUAAUUGUUUGUUAUAUUUAAAGAGAAAAAGAAUUAAGUAUAAGAUGACCUGCUGCUUUUUGAAUUUCCCUGAAGUAUUUUUGUUUGUUUAUUUUUGUUCAUUUUUACAAGCAGAGGAAGCUUCUCUGUGGUAAAUAGGAUUAAAAAAUUCAUUUCAUAAAAAUCAGCAAAAAAAUGUGUUUAUGCAAACAUGCACAUAUUUAUGUAACAAGUAUGUGAGAUUUUAAAACCCAAAGCAUAAAUACUAGAAAACUACAGGCCUGGAGUUUCAAGUGAAAAAUUGUCUUAAUUAAACCAGGAAUAUAAUAGAUGUUUAAAAUAAUCUUUUUAAUAACCAGAAUAACUGCUAAUAAUCUUUGCAUAAGAUAGUAAAUUUUGGAUUCAAAACAUUUUCAACAGUGUAAUGAAAAUUUUUCUGUAAUUUUCUUAUCACUAGAUAUUUUUUUAAAGUAUUCAUUGAGUUUACUGAAAGUUAUUGUAGUUUAAGAGGUUUUGUGAGCACCAACUAUUGGCAGAAAACUGCAUUUGCAAAUAAAAAUAAAUGUUUGCAUUUUCCCCA
Molecule: messenger RNA, 5226 nt
Organism: Monodelphis domestica (gray short-tailed opossum)
Lineage: Eukaryota; Metazoa; Chordata; Mammalia; Didelphimorphia; Didelphidae
Gene: PAK5
Product: p21 (RAC1) activated kinase 5
Biological process (GO): apoptotic process; protein phosphorylation; cytoskeleton organization
Molecular function (GO): protein serine/threonine kinase activity; ATP binding
Source: RefSeq, a predicted model, not a curated record